GUAAAAUUAAUUAAAUAUAGUUGAUGAAUGAUAGAAAAGUUUGAUACCAUUUUGAAUUUUGUUUAAAUGAUAGUAAUAAAAAAAAUCCAAAUUAUGUUUCUACAUCCAAAUAUAAUAAUAUAUAUAUAGGCUUCUGAAUCUUAAAAAAUAAACUCAUAAAAAUAUACUUCAAUAUACUCUAUGAAGGGAUAAAUGACAAUGUUGAAGUCACAGCAUAAUAUUAUAGUUUGGUUGUUGUUCAUCGCAUUCACCACAAUAACUACUGUUUCAUUAAUCUCUUGCAAAAAUAAUGGUGAUGACAUCAUUAACUUAGAAUUAAUCCAUCGAGACUCGCCAAAAUCUCCAUUCUAUUCUUCUUCACAAACCCAUUGGCAACGCUUAUCCAUGGCCCUUGAACGAUCCACCCACCGCACCAACCACUUGAUCUUAACCAAAAAGAAGAACAAAAACAACAUCAGUACUACUACUACUACUACAACUACUAGUGCCGGCCAAUCUGAGUUAUUCCCCAGCAGAGGAGAAUAUCUAAUCAACAUCUCUAUAGGUACACCUCCUUUCCCAAUUCUAGCCAUUGCUGACACAGGAAGCGAUCUCAUCUGGACCCAAUGCCACCCAUGUCCCCAUUGUUUCACCCAAAAGGGUCCUCUGUUUCGACCCGAAUCUUCCUCAACUUUCCACCUUCUUCCUUGCAAAUCCGAACAGUGUAUGUACUUGGAUAAGCAAAGUACCUUAUGCAAUAUUUCAGACUCAUCACCACCAUCACCACCCUGCCGUUACACAUACUCCUAUGGAGAUUCCUCUUACACAAACGGAACACUGGCCCUCGAAACUCUCACCUUCUCUUCUUCUUCUUCUUCUUCUUCUUCUUCUUCUUCUUCUUCUUCUUCUUCUUCUUCUUCUUCUUCUUCUUCUUCUUCUUCUUCUUCUUCUUCGUCUUCAUUCCCCAACAGAAUUUUCGGGUGCGGGUUUCGAAACGGAGGUGAUUUCAGCGGGCUCGAGUCUGGAAUCAUUGGACUAGGAGCUGGGAAACUCUCUCUCAUUUCUCAAAUGGGUUCUUCCAUUAAUGGCAAAUUCUCUUACUGUUUGGUACCUGAGUCAUUAUCAACACCAUCAUCAUCAUCGAGUAAAUUGUAUUUUGGUGGUUCGAGUUUGGUUCCAGGUCCUGAGGUAUCAUCUACUCCUUUACUAAUAAAUACUAAUGUUCAAAAUUACUAUUAUCUAGCACUUAAAGCUGUCAGUGUUGGGAGUAUGAAAUUUGAUUUGGCAAGUUCAUCAAAGAAAGGUGGUAACAUGAUUAUAGAUUCAGGGACCAUGCUAACUUAUUUGCCUACCAAGCUAUACAAAGCAUUGGAAACGAUUAUGAUAAAGUCGAUAAAGAAUUUGGAGUUUGGUAAAGACCCAAAUGGGUAUAUGAGUCUGUGUUACAAGACCAAAUCGGAUGAUAUAAUGGGUGCUGCUGAGGUGAUCACUCUUCAUUUCGAGGAGGGAGGAGAUCUGGAGUUGAAGAGUGUGAACACGUUCCUUAGAGUUACGGAAGAUGUUUUGUGCUUUGCGUUUGGGCCAACUGAUGAGGAUGAUCUUCUCAUCUUCGGUAAUGUGGCUCAGGCCAACUUUUUGGUGCAGUAUGACUUAACUCAAAAAGUUUUAUCGUUUAAGUCCACUGAUUGUACCAAAUAGUAUAUUAAUGGAGAUUAUAUAUCUAUAUCUAUAUAUAUUUUAGAGAUUACAAUGAAAGAAAAAAAAAAAAAACCAUCUUUAAAGCAUAAAAAGAUGGCGGAAGCAAGUUAAUUUCUGUUUUUCUAAAAUGAAAUAAUUCAAAAUUAAAUUAUCUCUUAUGGCUUGGAAUCAUCAUUCUAUAUAUUAUAUUAUGGGGUCUUAUGUAAUCCCUCACUAUCACUUGAGGAAUUUGACAACUUAAAUAAGACAAAGUUUAUGAAUUGUAUCAGCAAGUUAUACAGUUCAAUUUUGCUUGCAAUAAGAGAUUACUGUGUAAUUAAAUACAUAAAAAUAUUGUUUCAUAAAUGUUGCUUCAAUAUAUAUAACAUUAUUUUAUUAGUUUUUUUUGGGAGGACAAGAUUGUAAAAGUAUAUUUACGGAGAGCAUCUUCAAUAAUAACAUUUUUUAAUGAUGUUAAAAAAUCUACACAUCAUCUAAAAAUAUAAUACUUUAUUUUAUUCUUUUUCUACAUUACUUUUGACACUCGUACUCCUAAAAACACUCUAAUGUAUAACACUCUUCAAAAAUGCU
This is a messenger RNA of Cannabis sativa, 2247 nucleotides long. RefSeq names its product aspartic proteinase CDR1-like. Gene Ontology annotation, molecular function: aspartic-type endopeptidase activity. Gene Ontology annotation, biological process: proteolysis. Lineage: Eukaryota; Viridiplantae; Streptophyta; Magnoliopsida; Rosales; Cannabaceae. The transcript has a single exon. Bases 193 to 1677 code for a protein of 494 amino acids. Gene Ontology annotation, cellular component: extracellular region. The record is from RefSeq and is a predicted model, not a curated record.